CCUCCCCUUCAAGGAAGCUGGGCAACAGGGGAGGCGUUGCUUCAGAUAGUCUCCCGAUCCCCGAUCGGUUGACGGUGGAGUUUUCCGCCAUGGGUCCCCGAGCCGAAUGCCGGACGCUGUUCGGGCAGACUGCAUCCUCCAUGUGGUGCAGCACUUCUUUAAAAGCUGGCGAGGGCUUCACCAACUUGACCCAUUGGUCUGAUCUGGUCGAAGCAGGCCAUGCUGAGUCCCUUAAGGCCGGUACAUACUAUCACCGGGCCUUCCUAGCAGCUGAACGGGAGAUGACCCUUCUUCAUCAGGAGCUGGACGAGAGCCAAACCCUUUUGGCUGCUGCUAGGAAAAUGGCUGCAAAUCUCCAAGAUCGAGCCAACAAGGGUGACAAGGCCAGGGCUGAAUUGGCCGAACUGGAGCAGAGGCUCCAGCGUCGCGAUCGGGAGAUCCGGGCGCUGAAGGACAAGAUUGCUGCUGCCGAAGCUGCUGGUGUCAAGUUCAAAAAGACCCAGCCUAAAGAGGGCGGACAGCCAGCAGCACCCGUUCAGGCCGAUAUUUCUAGAAUCACUCAGCAGGCAGUGAUUGAUUUCCAACGGGGUAAAGGUUUGAACGUAGCUCUGGAGGAGACUGCCCGGGAGUUCCUUGGAAAGCAUCUUGGGGAGUUCUUGAAGAAGAGUAAGGAUCCUCUUCGUGAUGGCCUCCAGCUCCUGGAUGAGACCCCGUCCGGGACUGCAUUCGCUAAUGCUCUGGCGAGAGACACCCUUGUUAAGUGCCAGGAUAUGCUGGUCGACCGGAACCUGGAGGUGAUCAAGGAGUCUUUUGACGAACCCUUCGACCCCAAGGAGGAAGGUUUUGAUCCGUUAUUCUGCCGUGCUUAUCAACGUGUGAUGGAGAAGAGGCAAAAGGCUAAAGAUUCAGCCAAUCCCCCAAACUCCAACUCGGAUGCUGUGCC
Messenger RNA from Cuscuta epithymum, 943 nucleotides. NCBI's taxonomy places the organism in Eukaryota, Viridiplantae, Streptophyta, Magnoliopsida, Solanales, Convolvulaceae. The record is from the annotation of a GenBank genome assembly.